Symbiodinium pilosum is the source of this 474-nucleotide messenger RNA. The record is from the annotation of a GenBank genome assembly. NCBI's taxonomy places the organism in Eukaryota, Dinophyceae, Suessiales, Symbiodiniaceae.
AUGGCAGCUUUGCGCGCGCCGCCUUUCGAACUCGAUGCAGAGCCGCUGGUCACGGGGUCGAUUGACAUCUCCAACGACCGCCUCGUUCAAGGCUUUUCGUGGCUGGUAGCCGCAGUCCAGGAGCAGAAUCGUGUGCUGGGUGCCCUGAGUACGCAGAUCGACAGCUUGAAGGCUGCUCAGUCUGGUGCUGCCUCCGAGUUGCACCAAGACGGAGGGCGGGCAUCCAUGAAGGAAGAAAUGCUUCUGAUGCAAAUCAAUGCCAUCAAGCAUGAGGUUGGCUCUCUUCCGCGCUCCAGCGACCUGGAGCGACAGCGAGAACGCACCAUGGCGGAGGUACAAAGUAUCUCAAGCAGUCUGAGCGACCGCCAUCGCGAGUCUGCUGAGCGUUUGCAGAAGGAGCUGGCAGACGUGACAGAAUCCUUGUGCAACCAGCUCAAGCGAAUUGGCGAUGACGUGUUCUCAAGGCCUGCAUGA